CUUGAGCUCGCAGAAUCACUAAAAAUAGAUUAAUUACGGAUAAGUUGAGAAAUUCCUACUGCCUUCCCUUUAUCACCCCCCCCUCCCCAUUCGGAGAUAGUGGAGCAGGCAUCCCGAUACGAUGGCGACUCCGGCCGUGGAAGGCGCAGCAGUGACGGCGCUACGGGCGGUGCUUCACCGUGUCCAAAUCGCGGCGGAAAGGUCCGGCCGCCGCGCCAAUGAUGUGAGGGUCGUUGCGGUGAGCAAGACAAAGCCGCUGGCCCUCAUCGACCAACUCUACGGCGUCGGCCACAGGUGCUUCGGCGAAAACUACGUCCAGGAAAUUAUCGAAAAAGCCCCUCAGCUGCCUGAAGACAUUGAGUGGCAUUUCGUCGGCCAUUUGCAGAGCAACAAAGCGAAAGCGCUGCUGACUGCUGUUCCCCAUCUGGCCAUGGUCCAGGGUGUUGAUAAUGAGAAGGUUGCCAAUAAUCUUGAUCGUGUAGUUUCAAGUAUUGGAAGGAAGCCUUUGAAGGUAUUGGUUCAAGUGAACACAAGCGGAGAAGUAUCAAAAUCUGGUCUAAAUCCAUCAGAAUGUGUAGAAUUUGUGAAGCAUGUGAAGCUAGGUUGUCCAAAUCUCGUCUUUUCUGGACUAAUGACGAUUGGGAUGCCAGACUACACAUCAACCCCUGAGAACUUCAAGACUUUAUUGAACUGUAGAGCUGAGGUAUGCAAAGCCCUAGGAAUCAUUGAAUCCCAGUGUGAGUUGUCAAUGGGCAUGUCCGGUGACUUUGAGCAAGCGAUUGAAAUGGGUAGUACUAGUGUGAGAAUUGGAACAACCAUAUUUGGACCAAGGGACUACUCAAAGAAGUAAUCCACUUGUUUCUUAAUACAAUGUAUGCAAAAAAGUUGUUCUGUUCCUUGACUCAUUCAUAUUGUAGAUAAUGCCAUCAAUGUUACUAGUGUAUCCUAUUCUUACUGGUGUAUUCAAUUGUAGGAGAGAACAUUUGAUUUUAUACUCCAUUUGAAUCGAUAAAGGUUUUCUUUAAAGAGUUGGAUGAAGAAAACAAUUUUUUUCUA
Salvia miltiorrhiza (redroot sage) is the source of this 1056-nucleotide messenger RNA. RefSeq lists its product as uncharacterized. The record is from RefSeq and is a predicted model, not a curated record. Gene Ontology annotation, molecular function: pyridoxal phosphate binding. Bases 122 to 850 code for a protein of 242 amino acids. The transcript is spliced from 8 exons. Gene Ontology annotation, cellular component: intracellular anatomical structure. NCBI's taxonomy places the organism in Eukaryota, Viridiplantae, Streptophyta, Magnoliopsida, Lamiales, Lamiaceae.